This is a messenger RNA of Papaver somniferum (opium poppy), 1083 nucleotides long. Its product is annotated as FACT complex subunit SPT16-like. Gene Ontology annotation, cellular component: FACT complex. Gene Ontology annotation, biological process: transcription elongation by RNA polymerase II; positive regulation of transcription elongation by RNA polymerase II. The transcript is spliced from 3 exons. NCBI's taxonomy places the organism in Eukaryota, Viridiplantae, Streptophyta, Magnoliopsida, Ranunculales, Papaveraceae. The record is from RefSeq and is a predicted model, not a curated record. Bases 62 to 988 code for a protein of 308 amino acids. Gene Ontology annotation, molecular function: nucleosome binding.
UGAUGUUUCCAAUGGAUUUGCUGAUUUGAUAUGUGUCAAAGAUAUAUUUGAAUGUCGAAAUAUGAAGAUGGCUGGAGCAGUGAUUAGUGAUGUCAUGGAUACGUUUGUACCAAGAAAUCUGAAGAAUAUUGUCACUGCACAUGAUCAAAGUAUUUCUCAUUCAAUGUUACCAGAGCUGAUUGAAAACGCGAUACUUGACCAAGCACAAAAGCUUCAAAAGAUAAAGGUCAAGAUAAAUAAGCUGAACAUGGUGGGGGUGGGGGUGCCACUUAGCCCAACAGAAACGAUACUUCAACAUAUAAAACCAGAAAAGGUUCGUUCCUGCUGUCUUCCCGUCAUCAUACAAAGCAAAGAUGAAACCCAUUUAUCACCUGGUAUUGAGAAUGUUGUAUCAUGUUGUGCUGUGUCUUCAUAUGGGAGUUACUGCUCCUUUCUUGCAAGAACGUAUCUAUUCGAUCCCAAUCAACGUCAGUUGCAUGCUUACAGAUUUCUUUUAAAGGCCCAAGAGGAAGCAAUUGCUGCUCUACAGCCGGGAAGGAGGAUUCGAGACGCUUAUAAUUCGGCCAUGGAUGUAGUUGUUAAAGAAGAUAUUUUUGGGUUUGUUAAAUACAUGGAAAAUACAUUUGGGAUGGGUAUUGGUAUUGAGUCUAGUGAAAGGUAUCUCAAACUAAAUGGCACAAAUGAGGUCAUUUUAAGAACAAAAAUGGUUUUUAGGGUGGCUGUAAACUUGAAAAAUGUGCCAUUGAUGAAUGAGAAUGUGUUUUUUUCGAUGGUUCUUGGGGAUACGAUAAUUGUCCUUGAAAAGGGUGAGGUGCCUCGUGUUGUUACUUCUUUGAGCCAAAAGACAAUUGAAAAAGUCGUUUUCAGAUCGAAAGAAGAGUCAGAAACAGGAAAUCAGGAACUAGAAGAACAUGCAAGGAAAAAGCUCAAACUCGGUGAUGUGUUUGCAAUUUCAGGGGAGCAUGGAGAAAAUCAAAUACAGACUUAGCUUCUGAUCAAGGAGAAGCUGAAGUUUUUUUCUGCAGCCAUAUGGGGUUUAGAAUUAAAGCUGCAGAAGGUGUGUUUUGAAGAGCACUGUGUGUU